This is a messenger RNA of Oncorhynchus keta (chum salmon), 4095 nucleotides long. Its product is annotated as PR domain zinc finger protein 1. NCBI's taxonomy places the organism in Eukaryota, Metazoa, Chordata, Actinopteri, Salmoniformes, Salmonidae. Gene Ontology annotation, biological process: regulation of transcription by RNA polymerase II; cell fate commitment. Gene Ontology annotation, cellular component: cytoplasm; nucleus. The record is from RefSeq and is a predicted model, not a curated record. Gene Ontology annotation, molecular function: histone deacetylase binding; DNA-binding transcription repressor activity, RNA polymerase II-specific; RNA polymerase II cis-regulatory region sequence-specific DNA binding.
AAGGCACUCACGAGAACAGACACACACACGCUCACACACAGCACUCGCACUCUGGAGUAGCGCUUGGAUUGGAGGGGGAGAGGGUGAACUGCACCUGUCCCACGCACACACAAAUAAACACACUCACCCAGGGGAGAGAUCAUUCGGCCCUAUGUGUGGCUGGGACCAAAGCUUCUCGGCUACCUCUCAUAGCUCGGCCAUGUUGACUACUGAGAGGGCCCACACUGUAGAGCACGACAACGUCAAAAUGGACACCGAACCCCAUAGGGACACGGAAACCCAGAUGGACACGAGAUCCAAAAUGGCCACCGACACAGACUCGAUGGAGGAGGCGGACAUGAUGAAGUGGACGGAGGUGGAGUUUGAGGAGAAGUGUACCUACAUCGUCAAGGAUACUCCGCGGGAGGCAGGGACAGAGAGCAAGGGGUUAACGAGAGCAGAGGCCUCACUGCCUCGUAACCUGGCCUUCAAACAACUAGCUGAUUCCAAAGAGGUGAUUGGAGUGGCCAGCAGAGAGUACAUCCCCAAAGGAACACGCUUUGGCCCCCUGGUGGGUCAGAGCUACACUGCAGACAGCGUCCCCAAAGAUGCCAACAGGAAGUACUUCUGGAGGAUCUACUCGCAGGGCGACUUCCACCACUUUGUGGACGGCCUGGACGAGGAGCGGUCUAACUGGAUGCGCUACGUCAACCCGGCCCACUCGGCGGGGGAGCAAAACCUGGUGGCGUGCCAGAAUGGCACGAACAUCUACUUCUACACGGUGAGGGCCAUCCCCCCUGGCACCGAGCUGCUGGUGUGGUACUGCCCAGAGUUCGCUCACCGCCUCCACUACCCGCCUUCUGGAGAGCUCAUGAUGCAGAAACUCAAGCAGUCUCUGCUGGAAGCCAAGCAGCAGGCCAGUGAGGAGCAUGUUAGCAGCAGCAGCGCCCCAGUCAAGAUAGAACACAGUGUCUCCUCCAUCCUCGGGGUCACCACCUCUAGCAAGAGGGAGCCCAGCCGGCCACUGGCCACGCGACCCCGCUGUGCUGACAGCCCCGAUCGGCCCCUGUACCCCCGUGCCCUCUACCCCCCAUUCCGCCCCCACCCUCAGGAAGAGUUCCUGAGCCUUAAGACCAGCCCGGUACAGUUUUGUUACACAGCAAUCAGAUCACCAGGCAACCAGUCGUCGGCGACCCCGAGUCCGUCGGCGCGGAGCAGUCCGGAGAGUAGCCCCGAUGGUAGCCCCGCAGCUCCCCAACCCACACCCCAAUCCUCCUCUUUUUACCCCCGAGGUUUGGGUCCCUUCCCAGGCUACUCUCCACCAGCCGCCCCCCUUUCCUCGCCCUUCUACCCCCCCGGCCCCCACUACUCCCGCUACAUGCUACCCCACCACUACCCACUACCUGGGGGUGGGGUGCCUGCUGUCGGGGGCAUGUUUCCAAGAAUGUACCCUCUCUUCAGCAGCCUGCUGCCCCCAAACAUGCCCCUGCUGCCUGGGGAGGCGGGGAGCAGGUUCUUACUACCUAACUCCUCCCACCCCUCAUUCUCCACCCACCGGGACUUCCUCCUCUCCGCCACCACCAGUGCCUUCUCAGCCGCCACCACCAUCGGGGACAAAGCCGGCCCCCACUACCCCCAUCACCCCUACUCUGGCCAUGAUCAUCCUCACCCACACGGGCACCCCCACGCCCCCACCAGCGGCUCACCUACAGCGGGCACGGCGGCCCCUAGCGAGCACGUGCCCACCAAGCCUACCUCAGCCCAACUGGGCAGCGCCAGCGGCCGGCAGGAGGAGGCCAUGAACCUGAGCAAGAUGAAGCGUGGUGGUGGCUCUACAGGCUACAAGACCCUGCCUUACCCACUCAAGAAGCAGAACGGCAAGAUCAAGUACGAGUGUAACGUCUGCAGCAAGACCUUCGGCCAGCUCUCUAACCUCAAGGUGCACUUGCGUGUCCACAGCGGUGAGCGGCCCUUCAAGUGUUCGACCUGCAGUAAGGGCUUCACCCAGCUGGCCCACCUGCAGAAACACUUCCUGGUGCACACUGGAGAGAAGCCCCAUGAGUGCUCGGUGUGCCAUAAGCGCUUCAGCAGCACCAGCAACCUAAAGACCCACCUGCGCCUCCACUCGGGUGAGAAGCCCUACUCGUGCAAGCUCUGCCCUGCCAAGUUCACCCAGUUUGUCCACCUCAAGCUGCACAAGCGCCUUCACUCCCGCGAGCGGCCACACAAGUGCCCCCAUUGCCACCGCCACUACAUUCACCUGUGCAGCCUGCGGCUACACCUGAAGGGCUACUGUCUGGCUGCCGUCACCUCCUCAGGUGGCCCCACCCCCAGCCCCUCCACCCAGGAAGAGCUCCAGCGCAUCAAUGAGGAGAUUGAGCGCUUCGACAUGAGCGACCACGCUGAGAGGCUGGACCAGCUCCAGGGAGGGGUUGAGGUCGAGGCUGUCCUGGAGAAGCAGGUCCUGGGGAUGCUGUGGAGGGAGAUGGACCUCAAGACCUCCGGCUACCACCACAACAAGGGCGGCGCCAGUGAGCUCCAGUCUACAGGUUACGGCCUGUACAAUUCAGUCAAUGAGACGUCGGUUAUCAAACUGCGCCAAAGCAGUCCACUUCUUCCUUCCAACAUCACGAUCAAGCAGGAGUCCGAGGAACAGGCUUGAGCUCACCGUUUGAAGGACGUUGAGUCAGACUGUGGCUCUGAGAACUUGGUUAGCAGGAGCAACGAGUGUAAAUAUAUUUUGAUGGUUGUAGCGACUGGGGUUUUCAAACUUUCAGGGACUUAUGUACUCAGGGCUCCAAGAGACACUGUCCCCAGAUUACUUAACUGUUCCACUGUGUCCUACACUUAAGACAGGACAAUCAUCCACCCAGAUCAUUGUUAUUAUUACUGUUUUCAAUGUUAUUUUUGUUGAAUUUAUUAUAUAACCUCCUUAAUUUAUUAUGCAAUUAUUCUGUCUUCGAAAAGCAAUAUGUGGAAGUGAUGUUUACAAUGACCAGGUAAUUCAUUGUAAUUUACUGUUUGUUUUUCUGAUUUUGAUUUCACUCUGGGGCCAUUUCUUUGUAUAUACUUUCUCUCUCUGCCUGUAUCCAUCCUGUGUGACCUGUUGAGAAGCAGGGGUGCCUACUUUUAUUUUUAAAAAUGUAUUUAAACAAUAUAGCAGGUUAAAAAGGGUCAAAGGUCCCAACUUUGUUUUGCCAAAGGUGAACACAAACUUUUGAUUAGAAAGAAAAGGCAUUGCUUGACCUUCUGACCCUUCCAGCAAGCUUCUCUAUGUCCACACUCCUCCCGAGUUCUACAAAAAAAGGGCAUUUUUUGUUUUAUGUAUUUUCAACAACGGUUACCUCAGUGUGUGUAUGAUUGUAUGCCUGUGAGUGUGAGUAUGUGUGUCUGUACGUUCAGAGGGAAGCUGAAGGAGAGUGUGUUUUCUAUUUACUGCUUUUGCUACUUGAAGAAGAAACCACAAUCAACUGGAGUGCAGCUCCACAUGAUCCAAAGAGCAGGAAAGUCUGCUCAAUAUGUAGCAUAUAAAGACUGCGAGUCCAGGAAUCCCCCCCCCCAACAGUCCAAGGGAACUUCAAUACACUGUUAAUAGCAAAAGGAGACACUGUAAAGUUUACUUGGCUUUAGUUUCAAACACACCAAAAAGAGACUUAAAUUAUUGAAAAGAAGACCAAGAGAAUACUGUUUGUCUGUGAUGAAGUGUUAUCUCUUUAGCUGUGGUUUUGUUUGAGAAAAAUGUAUCCUCCUUCUCAUUUUUAAAUGGCACAGACCAAAGCACCUUGGCCUUCUUAUGCACUGGCCCCUCCCCCAAGCUGGUGCUUGCUCCUCCCACUAUUCAAUAUGAUUUGACUGCUAUAAUGGCUUUAAGACGACAUAUGGUUUGUCUCCAUAGCAACUGUGAGCCCAGGCCGGUGACCUGGAAGCAGUUGCACAUCAGCCCCCAUUCCCUCGCUUUUUUCUCUCUCCCUCCAACCCUGAAGUAUGACCAAAGCAUCCCCUUUCAUCUUUAGCCCUAGAGGAGAAAAAAAUACUGUCUCUGUUUACAUACUCGUUUACAUUGUUAUUUAUGUGCAAAAUGUAAAUUUCUGAUAAAUGUCCACAGUUCUAAUCUGA